CUCCCCCUUCCCCUGAGCAGCCCUUUGAAUCCCUGGUCCCCAGCAGCUCUUUUGCCUUCUCCUUCCUUCUCUCCUCAGGGGCUCGGGGGAGGAUGCAGCAGAGCAGGGAAUGGGGGAGAGGCUAGGAGGGCAGUGUGCUAAAGCAGAGGGAAGCUGAGAGGUGGGGAAGGCAGGAAGGUGACAGCCCCCUGGAAGAGGAAAAGCAGCACAAGCCCCUCUGCUUUCUGCUGCUUUACCUUGGUGGGGGGAAUGUAAAAAUGCUGGACAAUAUCCAUGCUGCAAUCCUCGAGUCUGGCAAGAGUGUGUUCCCAACGCUCCCAAAGCUCACGGCAGAUGAAGUCUUUAGUAUUUGGGCCAAUGUGUCUGAAUUUGUGGAACGGCAGCUGUCAAUGAACAAGGGUGUCCAAAUACCAGGGCUUGGAACAUUCUCCUUUUUAAGACAAAAAUUAGAUGUCGGCAACAAUAAAUUUAUCCUUAUUCGAAGACCUGUGUUUCUUCUGUCUGAGAAACUAGCCCAGAUUCAUGGACUCAAACUUGCCAAAAUACACACUCCUGGUGAUAUCCCAAUUAUUCAACUGAACUUCAUCAUGUUAUCUCUGGAGGGUCCAUUUAACAGGGAGAUAGUGGAAGGAUGUGUAAAAGAGACCCUGCUUUUUUUCUCACGAUCCAUCGCUAUCAAACAGAAUGUUGAAUUCGCUUUCAAGGGAAUCGGAGUUCUCGUUAUCCGGGACAACAAAGUGAAAAUGAAAUUUUACAAAGAUUUCCUUCAAGCCAUGGAUGGCAGUGGCAAUCUGGUGAACGCUCUUUCCAAUAGGCCCGGGACGGGCGAUUCAGUCAUUUCAGGCAGAGAAACUGCUAUGUCUCAAUCCUGUGGUUGCAGUGUUGUCAUGUUUCCAAGGAUUGAGUUGAAGGAAACAGACAACAAAGCAGCCAUGGAAACCAUCAUAGAAGAACGUGAAAAGUCCAACAAAGAAAAGGAGCCAAUAGAAAAAGAGAGAACUUAUAGUUACAGUAGCAGUAAAAAAGAGAAUCUUCCCAUUAAGCGCCUUCUGUCCCGACAAUCUAUUGUUCCUGCCAAAGUGUCAGGGUUCAAUCUGACUGAUGAGCUGGAGAAGAACAUCAAGCAAAAGAAUGCCCCUGAAAGUGCAACAUCAUCUGCUCCUCCAUGUUUCUCAAAGACUGAAAUGGACUGCGGUCCCAACCUAAUUCAUGCUACCAGACCCAGAACUCCAUCCCCUCUUUGUCAAGAUCAUGGUGGGGCUGGACAGGAAAUGUGCUACCUGUGUAUGCAGCGUGCUCAGAGGAACAUCCCAGCGUACUUCAGCGAAGAGAGGCGGAGGAAAGAGCUGGAUGAUGACAGAAUAUUGGUGCAAUACCAAACUAUGAAAGACCAGGAGGCUCUUCAUAGGCAGCAGAUGAAGUUCUUGGCGAACAGAGAACAGAACCAAAAAAACGCUGCCUUUAAUCUGGGGGUGGCCGAAGCAAUGAGAAACCACAAAAAUGAAAAAUCCACAGAAUUUCAUAAAUCAUUUGUUUUCGUUAAACGGCCGCCCAGCCCUCCCCCGUAUGCCAAGCAAGAGGAGUAUUCACAAGACUUGUUGAAGCAAAUGGAGGAUAAGAAGGAGAAGGAGGCAAAACUAAAGGAGGACAAAGAGCUGAUGGAUCGGCUGGAACGAGUGCAGCUUGCGGAAGAGCUAGCUGCCCAAAGAGCUAAAUAUCUGAAGGGCAAGAUGGAAGAAAUGCAGUGCUAUAAGAGGGCCUUGGAUACACAGAUAAAGUUGAAGCCGAUACAGUUGCCGGUCUGUGAGCCUGACUCAGCAGAUCUCAUCUUUGGGAAGAGUGAUAUGACCAAUGAGAAGCUUGCAGAAAAAAGGCAUCGAGCCCAGGAGUUCUACAAGCACCAGCUGCACUCCGCAGCACAGCAGAAGAGGACGGCUAUCGUCAAUCAGCUGGUGGAGCAGAGGAGAGAAGCUGACAUGCUGCAGAGAGCCAAGAGAGAGUGGAUUACAGACAGAGGAGCACAGUUUGAGAAAAUAUUCCAGAUGAAUUUAGCAAUGCAGGAUGACUGGCAAAAAAGCGCUGGAAUGAAAAGGCUGAGGGAAAUUGAAGAGAAGCUAUUUGAGCGUGCUGGGGACAAGCUUAUGCUACUUGACCAGUGUGAGAGAUAUCGACGCUGUUUCCAGUGUAAGAGGCGCACGACCAACUGUGGGGAAUCCAAUGUGUGGUCAGAGUCUAGAUACGUUCCAGGAUCCCGGUUAAUGGUUUAAAGCAAGUUUUCACCCUAUUUUUGUUUUCUUCUUGAGGAUUUUUCCGCCCCUGAAUGUGGUGAGCUAUGUCUCACAGCUCAAUGAAAAUUGCUCAAAAGAUUGUUGUUUUCGGACUUAGGUUUUUAUGAGAAUUAUGUUGAAUUAAACAAAGUUCCAAAGUAGUAAUUUCCUUGCUUUGCUACCAGAUCUGUAGGUUAGUUGAACUGAUGGUAAGAUCUGCAGGGGCAGAAAGAAGACAGUGUGGGAAGCAGGAGAUUGUUACCCUGUCAAGCUGGCACUGAGAGAUCAGCAAUUGCUACUUCUCUGAUCACCAUUUAGUGCCCUGUAGGAAAGUUGUUGUCCUCGGUCCAGUAUCUAGGGGACAGCUACCACUAUUUAACACCCUGCUUAGCAAUCUCAGCAAAGAGGAAGAACUGAAUCGGCAUGGAGACUGAGCUAAUCUCUCACCAAAUGGUUGUACCUCCUGAUCCGAGGGCAGGCCUUGCUGGUAAGGCAGCUUGCACUGCCACUGUCCAUAUCGUCGUCUAUUUGGCUGUCUAGACAAUUUCAUUCACCAGGGUUGUCACAUAGACUGGUGCUCUCCAAACCAUUCAAUUCACCUAAACAUCGACCGUUGAUGCCAGUUAAUAUUAAUCUCUGCUGUGGAGUCUGAUAGCGAGAGGCAUUCUGAAAGGAAGUUCUGUUACAGAGCUUGCCUGCUAUGCCAUAAAUAUUGAGGGUGCUAAGUGGAAUAGGUAUUUCCAGAUGAACUGCUUCACCCCUUCGAUGUGCUACAGUGCUUGAGUGUGAGAAGCCCUGUGGGCGCUUUGCUGAAAUACUAGCUCAAGCAAGCCUUUCAGAAAAUCCUAAGCUCCAAGUCUCAUUUUGAAUGCAAGCUCUGCAACUGAGUCCUCUGCUCGUCAGGCACUUGUCCAGCUGGAACUGCUGCAUUGGUAUCAGACGUGUUUAAAGGCUGAGAUGCUGAGCCUUAGUGGAGACAGGCCAAGAGCUGAAUCACAGCCACGGAGGCAAGUUGAGAAAUGUGCUAAUUAGGCGAGAGAUCAACCAAUACUGCCAAUUUUCUACAGAACCCAAGAGAAUACAAAUUGUCCAGUCAGAUGCCUGCCCUGACUUGCACUCCAGAGUGCAGCAGUGCUUUCUCUUGCUAUUGCUAAAGCCCUUGAGAUUUAAAGCCUGAUCCUGCAGUAUUCCCGCAAAGCUUGUUGAGCUCAUCAGGCAUUUUGCAAGGGAUAUAGCAUUGGGGCCUUACUUCUAGCUCUUCUUCCCCUUCCCAAAACUCACUUUUGAUAGAGUUCAUAACUGGUCUGUUACUGACAGCUGUAGGCCCCCCCACCCAGGACAUCACGAGCUACACCUUUCUACUGUCUGCACAAACAGUCCCCAAACAUGAGCAGGGACAGAGAUUGUUUCUGUACACUGGACCUGUAUUAUCGUUGAAUAUUUAUACUGCAGUAGUUCCCAACAGUCCUACACAAGACCUCAUUGUACUAGAUGCUGCAGAAAUGCUUAGGGAAGAUAGGUUUCAG
Molecule: messenger RNA, 3793 nt
Organism: Dermochelys coriacea (leatherback sea turtle)
Lineage: Eukaryota; Metazoa; Chordata; Testudines; Dermochelyidae
Gene: CCDC81
Product: coiled-coil domain containing 81
Cellular component (GO): centrosome
Source: RefSeq, a predicted model, not a curated record